AAACAUUUUUCUUAUGAUCAACUUUUAGAUCAUUUCAGAAAAAGCGAUUCUAUUCAAUUAAAUUAAUAAAUAAUAUUUUACUUUAAUAUAAAUACAAAUAAAAAUAAUAAAAGAACACUAAAUCAUAUUCACAACUCGAAGGCCAAUAUGAAUUCAUCACAUUACUACUCAAGAAAAACAAAUUCAAUGUGUCUCUAUUAAAACCUAAUCAAAUAGUAUCCACGUGAUUUGCGUACAAAAUAUAUUAAUUAAUUUAAAUAAUUACAAUUAUUAUUAAAGUUAUUGUUAUGGUUAUAAUUCCCAUUUGUAAUUUUUGGUUUCUUAAUAUUGAAUUGUCAAUAAAAUACUUUAUUAAACAAAUAUAUUAACAGAAUGCCAGUACUAUGUGCAUCGAAGUGUGGACGAAAUGCAGUUCUAAAAAGACCUAAAACUGGGGAUGCGUUAUGUAAAGAAUGUUUUUUUUGGGCAUUUGAAUUAGAAGUACACUCUACAAUAAUUAAUGGUAAAUUAUUCAAUAAAGGAGAUGUUGUUGCAAUUGCAGCAUCAGGUGGAAAAGAUUCAACUGUAUUAGCUCAAGUACUUAAAACUCUUAAUGAACGCUAUGAUUAUGGAUUGAAACUAGUUUUAUUGUCUAUUGAUGAAGGAAUUACUGGUUAUAGAGAUGAUAGUUUAAAAACAGUACAUGAAAAUAAGGAAGAAUAUGAAAUGCCUUUAAAAAUUUUAUCAUAUGAACAACUUUAUGGAUGGUCAAUGGACAAAAUUGUUGCAGAAGUAGGACGCAAAAACAAUUGCACAUUUUGUGGUGUAUUUAGAAGACAAGCUUUAGAUAGAGGAGCUAUAUUAUUGAGUGUUAACUGUAUUGCUACUGGCCAUAAUGCUGAUGAUAUUGCAGAGACAGUUUUAAUGAAUAUUUUGCGUGGUGAUGUUGCUAGACUUCAAAGAUGUGUUAAUAUUAUUACAGUUACUGAAGGAGCUAUUCCUCGUUGUAAACCAUUGAAGUACACAUAUGAAAAAGAAAUUGUUAUGUAUGCAUAUUUUAAGAAACUUAACUAUUUUUCAACAGAAUGUGUUUAUGCUCCAAAUGCUUAUAGAGGUCAUGCGAGAACAUUUCUAAAAGAUUUAGAAAGAUUGAAACCAUCGUCAAUUAUUGAUAUCAUACAUUCAGGUGAAACAAUGUGCAUAAAAGAAAAUGUAAAAAUGCCUGAAAAAGGAAUUUGUACUAAGUGUGGUUUUGUAUCUAGUCAAAGAAUUUGUAAAGCAUGUAUGUUGUUAGAAGGACUUAAUCGAGGAUUACCUAAGCUUGGAAUCGGCAAAACUAGUAAAGCAACUAAAGUAUUAGUUACUUUACCCAAUUCAAAACGAAUAGAUUUUUAAAUAAAAAUUAAAUUAAAUAUAUAUAUUUUUUUUUUGAUAA
Molecule: messenger RNA, 1414 nt
Organism: Daktulosphaira vitifoliae (grape phylloxera)
Lineage: Eukaryota; Metazoa; Arthropoda; Insecta; Hemiptera; Phylloxeridae
Gene: Ctu1
Product: cytoplasmic tRNA 2-thiolation protein 1
Exons: 6
Coding region: 373-1374 (333 amino acids)
Biological process (GO): tRNA wobble position uridine thiolation
Cellular component (GO): mitochondrion; cytosolic tRNA wobble base thiouridylase complex
Molecular function (GO): tRNA binding
Source: RefSeq, a predicted model, not a curated record